UUGACACUUUUAAUAUACCCGAUUAGAGUACUUUGUUAAUGUAGAUUAUCUUUCUACUUAGUUGUUCGGCAAGGUAGCCUGCUUCCACGGUUUCAAAGGAAUUUAGGCCUUUUAAAUUAAUUUGACUAGAGAGAUUAUCUACGAUUUAGGGAUCAAAAACGUCCACUAACUGAAAUGUAAAAGGUUUAGCCUUCCUAUCAAACGCUAAAUAGAAAUGUUACACUUCUCUAGGGAUGAGUUCAUAAUAGUCAGAAUUCCCGGCUGAUUAGCUGGUUAGCAACGCAAACCAGAUCAUCUCAUGUGGCUUCAUUACAACCAUUGGCCUAGAGGUGAUGGCGCCGUAGGGGCUUGAUAUCAUUGGACAAGCUGCCAUCAGACUGAUCAGAAGGGCUCUAACGCCUCCUGCUGUCAUCGCGCCGAACUCCAUUAGGCGGAACCUGUCGUCGGUGGCGAUGCCGCGUCGUGGAUUAAUCUCAAUGUAUUUAAAUGUACGAGACGGCGUCCACAUCAUGUACCUGUGUGACCGUAAGGAUAAUAGGGUUUCAAUGGACGAACAAAAGAGGCGGUCAGCGUGGUGUCGUUAUUAUUUGUUAUGGUCAUUGUUAACCAGCAGCAACCUCAACAUGAAGCCGUCAACCCUAUCUCUUGUUUAGUGAGUAGAAAAAAGAUCCAGCAAACAGCAUUUGACACUGAACUCAUGGAGACCAAAGAACAACUCGGGAUAUAAUAGAAAAGCCCCAAAAAAGCUAACAAUUUAAUAUCUCUGAUUUGAGCCAAUCUUCUGAUUCAUCUUUCAAUAAUCUUCUCUAUUGUAUCCUCAGUUAGGCUUGUGCCACCCUAGCUCCCAACACCCAUCUCUCUUCUCAACAGUGACCCUCAUUGGGGCAAUGCCAGUUUUGCUAAAUGCUGAUGCAUCCUUUAGCUCCAAGCAGGAGCUCUUGGACCUGCAGGAUUGCCCCCAAGGCUCAGUGGACAACACCCCAAGCCCUUUGGACUCUCAGACUGUGAGCCCCAUAGAGUCAGGCCCUGGAAGUCUCAGACGGGAUCAUGGCGGCAUUCGGCCAAAAAUUCUCACUGGCACAAGCACACUCCAGCGGGAGAUCCAAACUGUGGACGGUAUCAUCAGUGUGGAGACCUCCAUGGGCUCCAAAUUCACCUCAGAGGACUUGGAUCCGCAGUGUGGCUGGGGGGCCCUGACUCACAGGACCCUUCAGGUCUUCAACACCCCUCGAUGGCUGCUGUUCUUCCUGUGCACCGCUUCAUUCCUCCAGGGCAUGAUCAUCAACGGCUUCAUCAACACAGUGGUCACCUCCCUCGAGAGGCGCUUUGACCUGCGCAGCUACCAGGCCGGCCUGAUUGCUAGCUCCUACGACAUCGCUGCAUGCGUGUGCCUUGCAUUCGUCAGCUACUUUGGUGGGACUGGCCACAAGCCUCGCUGGCUGGGCUGGGGAGUGCUCAUGAUGGCUCUUGGAUCGCUUGUGUUUGCCUUACCCCACUUCACCACACCCCCCUACCAGGUCAGCUUGCCCGAGCACACAGGAAUGUGCUCUGCCAACCGUACCGGGCCGUGCCACAACAAGGAGAGUACUGGGCUCUCCAACUAUCGUUUUGUAUUUAUGUUGGGCCAGUUUCUCCAUGGUAUGGGGGCCACGCCACUCUACACAUUAGGGGUCACAUACCUGGAUGAGAAUGUCAAGUCAAGCUAUGCUCCUGUUUAUAUAGGGAUCUUCUACACAGCAGCCAUUUUGGGACCAGCCGCAGGUUAUCUGCUGGGUGGCUUUUUUCUCAAAAUGUACACUGAGACACACCUGACUACAGAGCUAACUCCAGAGAACCCUCUGUGGGUGGGGGCCUGGUGGAUCGGGUUCCUGGCAGGAGGAGCAGCAACUCUGAUCAUUGCCCUCCCUAUCCUGGGCUAUCCUCGACAACUACCAGGCUCUCAGAAGUUGGCAGCCAUGCGUGUGUCUGAAGCUCACCAGAUUAAAGACGGCAGCAAUGCCACAGCCUCCGACCCACAGUUUGGUAAAUCAGUCAAGGACAUGCCCCGGUCUGUGUUGAUGCUCUUGAAGAACCCCCCCUUCCUGUUCCUGUGUCUGGCCGGCGCCACAGAGGCCACGCUCAUCGCUGGCAUGUCCACCUUCGGCCCCAAGUUCCUGGAGUCCCAGUUCAACCUCAGCGCCUCAGAGGCCGCCACAUGGUUCGGCAUCAUGGUGGUCCCGGCCGGCGGGGGGGGCACCUUCCUGGGGGGCUACAUCGUGAAGCGCCUCAACCUACGCUGCCGCGGUAUCAUCCGCUUCUGCAUGCUGUGUGCCCUGGUCAGCCUGCUGGCCAUCUUCAUCUUCCUCAUCCACUGCCCCAACGAGCCCAUGGCCGGGAUCACUGAGCCCUACCGCUCUGCUGUCCACCGCAGCCCCCAGUUCCAAUACCAGUACCCCACCAGUAACACCAGCAACCAGCCACUCACAAAUAGUUCUGACCUGGAGCCUGACAGCCUGCUAGCUGAAUGCAACUCAGGCUGCAGCUGUGCCCGGGAGCUGUACAACCCGGUGUGUGGGGAUGACGGCGUCAUGUAUUACUCUCCCUGCCACGCAGGCUGCAGCACCAUCCAUCACACCGACGCCACGACUGGAAGACAGGUGUACUCUGGAUGCAGUUGUGUGCUGAACACAACAGAGGACGUGGGCAUGGCCCUGGCAGGGAAGUGCUCUGGCUCCUGUAACCACAUGCCAGCCUUCCUCUCGCUGUUCUUCAUCGUUAUCUCCUUCACUUUUCUCUGUAGCAUUCCAGCGCUGACUGCCACCUUGAGGUGUGUGCCGGACAGCCAGAGGUCUUUUGGAUUAGGAAUCCAGUGGAUCGUGGUGCGCACACUUGGUAGUGUCCCCGGGCCCAUAGCGUUUGGAUCGGUGAUCGACUUAUCCUGCCUGCUGUGGCAGGAUAAGUGUGGUGAGCAGGGCUCCUGCUACCUCUAUCAAAACUCUGCCAUGAGCCAAUACACCCUUGUAACUGGAAUCAUAUAUAAGGUGAUGGGGAUCAUAUUCUUCCUGUUGGCCAGCAUUCUUUACCAGCCCCCCCCAGAGUCCCCACAGAGCAGCUGUGAGAGCACUGACCAGGGCGCUGGAGAUGUGGGGGACCUACCCAUCAAGGACCUUCCACAAGAUGGUGUCAUUGCCAACCCACAUGCUAGGUUUUGAUUCAAAGACUAUCCCAGACUGCUGCCUUUGUGUUGCACGCAUGGACAUUAUUUUGUUCAAGAUGGGUGUUGGAUGCUUGAUGUUUGAUGCAGUGUGUGUGUGUGUGUGUGUGUGUGUGUGUGUGUGUGUGUGUGUGUGUGUGUGUGUGUGUGUGUGUGUGUGUGUGUGUGUGUGUGUGUGUGUGUGUGUGUGUGUGUGUGUGUGUGUGUGGCAAGCCUGUGGUAACGGUAGUGUCUCAUUAACAGAAUACAAAAAUGAACAACAUUGCAGCACAGCUUUGCAGACUGAAUAGCCUGUUGUGAGUCCUGCUUGUGUUUUCAGUGUACAUUAGGGCCUGUAUUUCCAUUAUUCUUUUUGGUAUGUAAUGUUGAAAUGGAUUCAGAACUGUUCAUUCUCAUUUAUCUUAUGCUGUAUUAGGAUGUGUCGUCUGAAAAGGCAACACAUCCACUGAGACCUGUGCAUUGUAGUCCUUCCAUGUUUGAAGCAUUUUGGAUGUUGGGCAGAAGUAAUGUAUAUCCUUUUCCUAGACACAGACAACAAUGGGCCUUCGGUUAUUUCAAAGGUUGACUGAAGGAAGUUGACUAGAUUGGUAUAAUAUCCUUAUUAUACACAUUAGGUAUGUCAUUAUAUCCAUGCCAAACCAAAACUUUGUCAAAACUUUUAUUAGGCUAUAAUAACUUUUCAACACCCAGCAGCACAAAUAUGGUCCGAUAACACACAUCAAAGCACAAAUUUUUUUCAUAGCCACUGUGAAACAUGAAAAGUGUGCAUCGUUUUCUGGCGUUUAAAAGCAAUUAAAAAAUUGGGGGACAUUUUAGUUUAGCUUGCUACCAACACAAGAUCAGUAUGUAUGAUUCUUUAGUAUGAAAAUAAAGUUGUUGUAAUAAGGAAAUGCAUAUCUGCACUUUAACCUAGCAAAGUGAACUAUUACAGGAAGUAGGAUAUGUUUUAUAUAUUGGACUGGCCAAGGAUGACCCAGUUGGCACAGCUUGACAUAUACAAAGCAUCACUGUUAUUUGGACCUAUUAGUAAAAAAAAGUAUCAUGGACCUCUCAAAUUAGAUGAUUUUUUCCUUCUUACCAUCAAAUAACAUUUUCCUUUAAUAUGCAAUAACACAGUGGUCCAAUGCAUAGUGAUUUUGUCUCAUAGAUCCAGAGUCCUGAGAUUUAUACCUUGUACAGGCCUACUCCCCUAAGACUGCUCAGUUUCUAAUUAAUGAGGCUUGUGGCUGAGGUAAAUGGCAGAAGAAUGAUGAUCCAGCAUCUACUGAGAACAGCAGUCCUACUUUUUCCAUUUAAUCGUUCUCCCUGACAUCUGGAAAAAACAAUUGUUAAAUGUGUUUUGAGUUAUUCCAAUUGUUUGUUUUUUAAACAUUGACAAAGUAACCAACUUUUUCAAAAUGUUUCUGAAAAAGAAAAAAAUUCUAUAAACAAAGUUGAACAAUA
Molecule: messenger RNA, 4636 nt
Organism: Gadus macrocephalus (Pacific cod)
Lineage: Eukaryota; Metazoa; Chordata; Actinopteri; Gadiformes; Gadidae
Gene: slco4a1
Product: solute carrier organic anion transporter family, member 4A1
Exons: 13
Coding region: 888-3191 (767 amino acids)
Biological process (GO): sodium-independent organic anion transport; transmembrane transport
Cellular component (GO): membrane
Molecular function (GO): protein binding
Source: RefSeq, a predicted model, not a curated record